Molecule: messenger RNA, 2823 nt
Organism: Pseudonaja textilis
Lineage: Eukaryota; Metazoa; Chordata; Lepidosauria; Squamata; Elapidae
Gene: SLC7A8
Product: solute carrier family 7 member 8
Biological process (GO): amino acid transmembrane transport; neutral amino acid transport
Cellular component (GO): membrane
Molecular function (GO): L-amino acid transmembrane transporter activity; neutral L-amino acid transmembrane transporter activity
Source: RefSeq, a predicted model, not a curated record
CCUGGCCGGCGGCAGCCGGUUCUGGCAGCGGAGCGCCGCCCGGGAGGAAAAACAUCGCAACCAGGCGCGAAGGGCAGAGUGAGUCCGGCGCCGCCGAGCCAGGAGGGAGCCCGAGCUUAGCCGGGCCGCCUCAGCAGGAGAGACCCCACCACCACCGCCCCCAAAAUCCUUGCCAGAAGCCUCGCAGCCCCUUAACCGAGCCCUAUCUGGAUUUGCACCCAGGGCCAGCCUCGGCGGAGCUCUUACUUGCAAAAAAAAAAAAAAAAACCAGCUCCGGAGAUCGCGGAAUAAACUGGGAGGAUCCGCGGGAAAACUUGAGCCAAUUAAAGGGGGUGCGCCUGGGGCGUCUCGCAGGUGGGAACUGCUGGGAGUCGGAGAAGCUUGGGCUGCUAGCUUGCUAUCGAAGCAAACGGGCUCUCCGGACAGUCCCGGAACAGAGAAUUAUUAUUAUUAAUAUUUUAAAGUAACUUUGGCUUGGGAAUUGACCUGAGCCCGGCCGGCCGAGACCCUUGGCUGGAUUCUGGAAGAAAUAACAAAAAGCCACUAACCAAGUUUUGGAUGCUGAAAUUGAUAGCAGCCUGCCCCCACAAAAAAACAACAACCCCUCUUUUAGACAAGGCGUUCCAACUGGAGUAAAGGAGGAAUUGUCUGGGUUUGAGCCCCUCAGAGCUUGCCUAGACUGACCUCUGAGCUUUGAACUCGGGAUCUAUCCGCGAUUAUCGCUCCCGCCCCGAUCCUAGGAAAGCCCUCCUGUGGAAUCCAAGAAUUCUUGCAGAUCUCCAACUAGGUCACCUGGCUCAAGGCAGGAUGGAGGAUGGUGCCCGUCGCCGAGGUGGCCCUGAGAAGGCGCCCGAAAAAACGGAAGGAGGCAGCGGAGUGGCGCUCAAGAAGGAAAUUGGCUUGCUGAGCGCCUGUGGCAUUAUUGUGGGUAACAUCAUUGGAUCUGGAAUUUUUGUAUCGCCAAAGGGUGUGUUGGAAAAUGCGGGCUCCGUGGGGCUGGCCUUAAUCGUGUGGAUCGUCACAGGCCUCAUCACCGCCGUGGGUGCCUUGUGCUAUGCAGAACUGGGGGUCACCAUCCCCAAAUCUGGAGGAGACUACUCCUACGUCAAGGACAUCUUCGGAGGACUGGCUGGGUUUCUCAGACUGUGGAUUGCGGUGCUGGUGAUCUACCCCACGAAUCAGGCAGUGAUCGCGCUGACUUUUGCCAACUACGUCCUCCAACCCAUCUUCCCCACCUGCCUGCCUCCAGAAAUCGGGUUGCGUCUCCUCGCAGGGGUCUGUCUUUUGCUGCUGACCUGGGUGAAUUGUGCCAGCGUGCGCUGGGCAACCCGUGUCCAGGAUAUCUUCACCGCUGGGAAGCUGCUGGCUCUGGCCUUGAUCAUUAUCAUGGGAAUUGUGCAAAUUUGCAAAGGAGAGUACUUUUGGCUGGAACCCAAAAAUGCCUUCGAGUUCUUUCAAGCUCCAGAAGUGGGGCGGAUCGCUCUGGCCUUCUUACAAGGGUCAUUCGCUUACGGGGGCUGGAACUUCCUCAACUACGUCACCGAAGAAUUGGUGGACCCUUACAAGAACCUGCCUCGAGCCAUUUUUAUCUCCAUUCCGCUGGUCACCUUUGUCUAUGUCUUCGCCAACGUGGCUUACAUCACCGCCAUGUCUCCCCAGGAGCUUCUGGCCUCCAACGCUGUUGCGGUGACGUUUGGAGAGAAACUCUUAGGAGUGAUGGCUUGGAUCAUGCCCAUUUCUGUUGCCCUCUCUACCUUUGGAGGCGUCAAUGGCUCCCUCUUUACUUCCUCCAGGCUGUUUUUCGCUGGCGCCCGCGAAGGGCAUCUUCCCAGCGUCUUGGCCAUGAUUCACGUCCGAAGGUGCACUCCGAUACCUGCUCUACUUUUCACUUGCCUGUCCACCUUGCUUAUGCUGGUCACAAGUGACAUAUAUACACUGAUCAAUUAUGUUGGUUUCAUCAACUACCUCUUCUAUGGAGUGACAGUGGCCGGACAGAUCGUGCUCCGCUGGCGCGAACCCCAUCGCUCAUAUCCGAUCAAGGUGAGCCUGUUCUUCCCUAUCGUCUACCUGCUCUUCUGGGCCUUCCUGUUGGUCUUUAGCUUGUGGUCGGAACCACUGGUUUGCGGCAUUGGCCUGGCCAUCAUGUUGACAGGGGUACCCGUCUACUUCCUGGGUGUCCAUUGGGAGAACAAGCCCCCGUCCUUCAAUACCCUGGUCGAUGGGAUCACUCGGGUGGGGCAGAAGCUCUGCGUGGUCGUGUACCCCAAGAUGGACGCCGGGGAAGCAGAGAACGACCUCAGCAAAGAGACCAAAGAACAGCUGGAGCCCAUGUGUGGUACAGAGAAGCUCGCCACGUCCCAGAAUUGAGCAAACAGAAGGAAUAUAUAGCCAAAACAUUGACUCCUUUGGGUUUUAGCCACUAGAAAUGGAUCGCCUGCUCCUGUUGGACGGAGCUGGACCCAUUGGGGGUCAACCCCCCUCAAUAUACACACUCCUUUCCUCAGCUUCUUGCAGGGUCUGGGGUCCACACACAUACCCCCCUCCAAUCCCUGCCUGCAGUGCCUCCUGGUAGGGUGGAGGAGGAUGGGGCAACCCUUAAGAGGGGGAGCCCCCAUUCCUGCCUCUCGUCCCACACUUUGGGAAAGUAUCCUUCGUUGCUGCCUUAUAUAUAUAUUAGUAUUUUUUUGGAGGGGGGAAAAUAUUUUAAGUGGUGGUGGUGGAACCUCAGCUAUCCUGGGAGAAUUCUCUCGUGCCGUCGGUGCCCUCGUAUUUUCUUCAUUUUUCUCUCCUAUGUUUUUUUGGGGGGAGCGUCCCACCCCCGGG